UAAGCGCUGAGGCUGUGCCGGGGUGAGCGGAGCGCAGGGCGCAGGGGCUGGACCUGGCGCGUCUGAGCCAAGCUGAGCGUCCUUUGUGCCGGGCGGGCGACCGCCCCGGGAUGCAUCCGAGCUAAGAGCCAGGUCCAGGAUGGGGGCCAUGCCUAUCUGGGCCUCGGGCCUCCUGGUGCUCCAGAUACUGCUCUGGGUGGAUGGGGAACAGGGUGAGUUGGCCUGUGUGGUGGGGGAGAAGGGGCUCCGCAUGCAGAAGGCGGGGUCUGGUUCUGUGCGAGCUGCGCUGGCGGAGCUGGUGGCCCUGCCCUGCUUCUUCACCCUGUGGCCGCGGCCGAGUGCAGCUGGAGAAGCCCCUCGGAUCAAGUGGACCAAGGUGCACACUGCAUCAGGCCAAUGGCAGGACUUGCCCAUCCUGGUGGCCAAGAACAACGUGGUUAGAGUGGCCAAGGGCUGGCAGGGACGUGUGUCUCUGCCCGCCUACCCCCAGCACCGGGCCAAUGGCACGCUGCUGCUGGGGCCCCUGCGGGCCAGCGACUCGGGGCUCUACCGCUGCCAGGUGGUGAGAGGCAUCGAGGACGAGCAGAACCUGGUAUCCCUGGAGGUGACCGGUGUUGUGUUCCACUACCGGGCAGCCCAGGAUCGCUAUGCACUGACCUUUGUCCAGGCCCAAGAGGCCUGUCGUCUCAGCUCAGCCAUCAUUGCAGCCCCACGGCACCUGCAGGCUGCCUUUGAGGAUGGCUUUGACAACUGUGAUGCGGGGUGGCUCUCUGACCGCACUGUUCGGUAUCCUAUCACCCAGUCCCGUCCUGGUUGCUAUGGUGACCGUAGCAGCCUUCCAGGGGUGAGGAGCUAUGGGAGGCGCGACCCACAGGAACUCUAUGAUGUGUAUUGCUUUGCCCGUGAGCUGGGGGGUAAGUCUGGGGCUGACAGGACCCUUCCCUUCCCUGAGCCCGUUACCUUCCCCAACCCCCAUCCCUCCGCCAACCGCACUGGCUUCCCGGCCCCUGGAGCGCGCUUCGACGCCUACUGCUUCCGAGCUCAUUACCCUACUCCACAACAUGGAGACCCAGAGACCCCCUCAUCUGGGGAUGAGGGGGAGAUUCUAUCGGCAGAAGGGCCUCCAGCCAGAGAACUGGAGCCCAACUUGGGGGAAGGGGAAGUGAUCACCCCUGACUUCCAGGAGCCGCUGCUGUCGAGUGGGGAGGAAGAGCCUGUGAUCUUGGCAGAGAAGCAGGAGUCUCAAGAGACCCCCAGCCCUGCCCCUGGGGUUCCCACACUAACCUCAAGGCCUUCCCUGGAGGCUAAGGAGGUGUGGCUGCGCACCCCGUUCUCCAGCAGCCUGGAGGAAGGCACUUCACCUGGCACGCACAGCAAGGCGACUCCAGCCAACCUCAAGCCCAAGAGGCGGAAUCGCUUUAAAGGGUUGAACGGGCGCCACUUCCAACAACAGGAAUCCCAGCAAGGGCUGGAGGGAAGGCUUGAGGUCAGUGCCCAGCCUCCCACCCCAGAGGCUGCUGGGAAUCAUGUGGAGCCUCCCCUGGCCACCGGAGCCACAGACUCCUUUGGGAGUGACAGGAGCCAAAGCCCCUGGGCUGUGCUGUCCAAUGAAGUGGAUGUGCCUGGAGCUGGUUCCCCUGGUGGCAGGAGCCCCCCAGAGCCCUGGCUGUGGCCCCCAACAGUGGUGCCACCCAGCAUCCCAGGCCCCAGCAGGGCCUUUGGCCUCGAGUUGGAGGAAGCCAAGGGCACCAGUGAGAGGCUUGAUACCCUCAAACUUCCCUGGUCCCCCUCAGAGACCACAGCUCUGGCUCCCAGCCCCUCAGAAGAUCCCAGUAGUGUCCCCUGGGAGGCGUCCCCCAUGGUCACUUCCCUAGAUCUCCCUGUCCUGGCCAUGCUUCGUGCUCCCAAAGUGUGGCUCCUACCACAUCCUACACCCCUCCCUACCCAGACCAAUGGGGUUAAGGGUCACAGUGAGGCCAUGCCCUCUGCCCUACCUUCCCUGGCCUCAGAGACCCAGGCUGGUCCCCAGGACCCCAUCCAUCCAGAGAUGUAUUCCUUGCCCCCCUCCUUGGGCCUGACAGGACAAGGUCAAGAGGCCGUGUUCCUGACAUUCAGUGACCACAGAGCAGGAAGUCCCACAGCCCUCUCACAGGUAGCCACGGACACACAAACCAGAGCCAGUCCUAACGCCCCUAGGGCAGACUUUGGAGAAAUUGGGGGGACCGGCCCCACUGGACUCAGCGAAGCUGAGCACCCCAGAUCCAGCCCACAGGCUUCUGUGGAUUGGAAUGUGGCAGCUGAUUUCACCCUCACAGAGAUGGCAACUGAGCCCACGGGAGGGACAGGAAUCUCAGGGUCUGAGUAUGGGGUCCUCCACACAGCGGAGAGUCCCACUUCCAGCUCACAGGCCCCUGUGCAAGAGGCGCAGGGCACAAGCCCCUCACUGCACAUCAAAGAGCUGGACCCCCACACCCCCUCUGCACCGCCGGGGGACCCCAGAGUUUCCCUGAAUUUGGAGCCUUGGGCUGCUACAGAUGAAGGAGGUACAGAGGGUCCCACGGAUACAGCCACCGUGGACCCCAGUGAUGCUGGUAGGAUUUGGGAAUCUGGAUCCCUCAUGGUUGAAGGAGCUGAACGCCCCACCAUGAGCCCUCGAGUGGCUGUGGAUACGAAGGCGGUGACGUCCCUCGUGUCCCUGGACCAGGGGGACAAGGGUGGGGUCCUGGCCACGUCCACCAUGGACUCCUCCAGCUCCCAACCCCACCCAGAGCCAGAGGGCCAGGUGGUGACCCAGGGAACACUGGAAGCCUUGGCCCCUCCGCAUGAGGGCAUCCCCCUGGGGGAUCCCACUCUUCCUCCUUGGACACCUACAGUGGCCAGCAUGGACCAGCCUGUGUCAGUGUCCUCAGGGGAGCCAACAGUGCUAUGGGACUCCCCCAGCACUCUGCUGCCUGCCCCUCGGGUCCUGGACAAGUUUGCGCUGGAGGUCCUUGCAGGAAGUGCCGGUGUGGAGGAGGCAUCCAGUGGAGAGGAGCCGGCCCUGCCAGGGGCCCCUGCAGAUGGGAGCGCAGAGCAGACCCCCUCGGAUCCCUGCGAGAACAACCCUUGCCUGCACGGGGGCACCUGUAGAGCCAAUGGCACCCUCUAUGGCUGCAGCUGUGACCAGGGCUUUGCUGGGGAGAACUGUGAGAUCGACAUCGACGACUGUGUCUCCAGUCCCUGUGAGAAUGGAGGUACCUGCAUCGAUGAGGUCAACACCUUCAUCUGCCUUUGCCUCCCAAGCUAUGGGGGCAGCCUCUGUGAGAAAGACACGGAGGGCUGUGACCGCGGCUGGCACAAGUUCCAGGGCCACUGCUACCGGUACUUUGCCCAUCGGCGGGCGUGGGAGGAUGCCGAGAGGGACUGUCGCCGCCGAGCUGGCCACCUGACCAGCAUCCACUCACCUGAGGAACACAACUUCAUUAACAGCUUUGGGCGUGAAAACACGUGGAUUGGCCUGAAUGACAGGAUCGUGGAGAGGGAUUUCCAGUGGACGGACAACACAGGGCUGCAAUAUGAGAACUGGAGAGAGAACCAGCCAGACAAUUUCUUCGCGGGCGGGGAGGAUUGUGUGGUGAUGGUGGCACAUGAAAGUGGGCGCUGGAACGACGUCCCCUGCAACUACAACCUCCCCUAUGUCUGUAAGAAGGGCACAGUGCUGUGUGGUCCCCCUCCAGCAGUGGAGAACGCUUCGCCCAUCGGGGCCCGCAAGGCCAAGUAUAAUGUCCAUGCCACUGUACGCUACCGGUGUGACGAAGGAUUUACCCAGCACCACGUGUCCAUAAUCCGGUGCCAGAGUAAUGGCAAGUGGGACUGGCCCCAAAUCGUCUGCACCAAACCCAGAAGGUCCCAUCGGAUGCGGCGACACCAUCACCACCACCAACAUCACCACCAACGCCACCACCACAAAUCACACAAGGAACGCAGAAAACACAAGAAGCAUCCGGCAGAGGACUGGGAGAAGGAGGAGGGGAAUUUCUGCUGAAGAACCAGGCAAACGAAAGCACAACCCCCUUCUCACGCCUCCUCUGGGCCUUCGCCUGGGAAGAUAGAGCCUAGAGAGAAACGAGAGGGCCCUAACCCGGAAGCCCCUGAGCCCCAAGCCCCCUCCCCAGCCUUUUGUAAAAAGCUCCUCUCUCCUCUUUCUUACAUACACAGGUCCUCUUGGCAGGCGUGGCUAUGCGUCUGAAAAUCCAGUUCUAGUCAGGCUGGACUCUGGGAGAAUCUCAGUGGAAGGAAGCACAAUUGGCAAAGAUCACUCUUUGCUGCACUGGUUGAGUCUUUUGUUGGCAAGGCUCAUUGGCAGUUGUUGAGAUAAGGCUUUGAUGAGGGUGCAAGAGUGUAUGUUUGGAUCUGCACUAAGGAAUUGCUUUCCAUGCCAGAUCCAGGCUUUGUAAAUUGUCGGAUGUCCUAAAUGCAGCCUGAAGCCUUUAGUGACUGCUUUGGGAAUGAAAAACUACAUGGAAGCACACUACUUGAACUUGACAACUGCUCUUCCAUGACCUUGGACUUGAACCCAAGUUCAGUCUUUGGUCUUGGUGGGUAAACAGUCUUGAACUCCUAUGUACUGAAUGUUGGGGAUUUUUUAGAACAGCUUCCUUCCAUACCCUCAGAGUUAGGGGUCAGAAUAGUCAGGGCAAUAUGUGGGCAAUGAAGGGAAGGUAUUGCUUAUUCUCCCAGGUCUUGUCCCAGAGCUGAGAUUUGGUGGUGAAACACACACACACACACACACACACACACACACACACACAUUUAGGGCUUGACUAGCCCAGAUUUCUUCCCCCUCCAUCUCUCAGGGAGACGAAGAACCUCCUUCCUGGACCAAGGAGGUGCCCAGUUUUCUAGAUCAGUUCCCGUACCCAUCCCUCAAGCAGACAUUGCUAGCGCACUGCCCUGGAUCCCACUCCUAUUGCCACCCCAUCCCUGUGUCCAGUCAUUGCUGGAAGACUAGAAAUGCUUACAGAUUGAAAUAGUGACAUCUACCUGCAGUCAUGUUGUAGAGGGAUAUAGUGUUAAAACUGAAACACACACAUUUUCCUCUCAUAGUUUUUUUUUAUAUAAUACUUUUAUUGAUUUCAGAGAGGAAGGGAGGAGA
Molecule: messenger RNA, 5134 nt
Organism: Myotis davidii
Lineage: Eukaryota; Metazoa; Chordata; Mammalia; Chiroptera; Vespertilionidae
Gene: NCAN
Product: neurocan
Exons: 15
Coding region: 140-4024 (1294 amino acids)
Biological process (GO): cell adhesion
Molecular function (GO): hyaluronic acid binding; calcium ion binding
Source: RefSeq, a predicted model, not a curated record